Messenger RNA from Rhipicephalus sanguineus (brown dog tick), 1638 nucleotides. RefSeq names its product dentin sialophosphoprotein-like. The transcript is spliced from 11 exons. Bases 1 to 1620 code for a protein of 539 amino acids. Lineage: Eukaryota; Metazoa; Arthropoda; Arachnida; Ixodida; Ixodidae. The record is from RefSeq and is a predicted model, not a curated record.
AUGUCUUCGUCCCAGCCCGACAACAGCGAGGACCAGCCGCACGACAGCGACAGCGUGGAGUACAGUGGCGGCGGAGGUGGCGUGUUCCCAAAGCGAAGCGGCAAACUGUUCCUCAUCGUCGGCCUGAUGUCUGUUGUCGUCGUCGUGAUCGUCUUCCUGAUCGUCGGCUUCAUGAGCCACCGCGACGCGGCGGCGGCACGGGCGCACAAUGCCGGCCCUGCGCAGCUUGCGCCGGGCACCGCGGAGACCUGCGUGAACCCGUGCCGCAGCCCGCACUUCUUCUGCCAUCCGGCCUCGGAAAAGGACGAAAAAGGCUGCUUUGAACCAGGAUGCGCCUGCUUCCCUGAGCACUGCCACAAGCGGUGUCCACCUGAUCAGGAGUGUGUUCUCGGAUCCCCAGUGGACUACAGGGGAUGCUUCAGGCCUAACUGCAAAUGCGGAUGCAUUUCUCCGUGUCCAUUCGGCAAGGAAUGCGCAGAAAACUCGACCAGGGAUGAGCGAGGCUGCUUCCAACGAGGCUGCAUCUGCGAGAUGAAGUGUCCCCAGCGAUGUCCACUGGGAUAUCGCUGCCGACAGAAUUCUCCGAAGGACAUCGAGGGCUGCUUCCUCUACGGAUGCAUUUGUGAGCCCGUUCCUGUCGCACCGGCGCCAUCAAACCAAACCACUUCCGGAAACCAAACCGGAAGUAGCGAAGUCCCAAGAGUGGGAACAGGAAGCCCAUGGCCGAUGGGAGACGACAAAGCACUUGCCAUAGGCGUCGACCAAGACUUCAACUCUUCGUCAGAGUUCCGUAACAACCGCCUCGUUAUUACACGCGACAAAAGCGAAACAGUCACAACUGUAUCUCCCCAAGAGCAUGCCGACCACAGCGCUGCUGUUAGCGGACAUGUACCCAGCCCAAGAGAGAGACGCGACGAAGCUGAUGGGCCUUCGGGCUCUGUAAACGUCUCCUUGGACCUCCACAAGCAGUCUAUCAGCACUGAAGGCUCUGUAACAAACUCGGGAGGUGCCGGUGCAUCUGACGCGAGAGACACGCUUCUACAACACAGUGACAACAGCUCCUCAACGCUGAGUCACGGUCCUAGCCCAUUCGUCCAGAUCGACAACGCAUCGACGACGGUGUCAGUAGGUCAGAGCAAAGAGGAAACGUCAGCUGGAACGCUGUCUAUGGUCAACGGGAACGUGUCCAACGGAUCUGUGAACGCGGCCAGCGCCGAUGACGGUCCCAAGUCCGCGAACACGUCCUCCCCGAGUGACGAACAAAACGACGACGAUGACGACGACGACAACGACGACGUCUCGGGCGACGACAAAGCUCAAAACGCGACGCUGGCAGGACGGAGCAACUCGGAGAAUUCCACACGUGAGAAGUCUGACGAUGUCGGGACGAUCGAGGGCGAACAGGGCCCGCCAAGACAAGGGCAAGAUUCAACAUCCAAGAUUUCGGAGGCCACGCUACAAGCCACCGCAUCAACGACUUCAAGCCAGCAAGCAGACGAAGGUCACCUCUCGUCUACAGCAGUGGAUCACCAUGCUUCCGCUUCCAAUACCACUACCCAAGGAGCCACCGAAGAUCAGCACCCUCCGCGGACGGCUGCAAACGACGGUGUCCGAAAAUAAAAGGCAUCUGACACCUCC